AUCUUCUUCAGAAAGUCGGGUUUCUGUCGUUACUGUUGUUACCUGUCAAAACUAUUCUUCUGAUCUGCCAGCGAAUCAAGUUCUCUUCCCUGUCUCACUGUUUCUGAUCACACGUUGUUUCUGUGCUCUGGAUCAUACUAGAACACCCUUUUGUGUGUGCUAUAAAUAAAUUGUUGACUUCUCAAACUAUCUACAUAUAUAUCCUCCGAUCCAAAAACAUCACCGGACUCUUGAGAAUGGCGGCGGCGGCGGAGAAACCGGUUAUGGUGGUUGCAGUUGACGACAGCGAACAUAGCUUCUAUGCUCUGGAAUGGACUUUAGAUCACUUCUUCACCGGCCCCGUGUCGCCUUUCAGGCUUGUCCUCGUCCACGCCAAGCCUUCUCCGGCUAGCGCCGUCGGCCUCGCCGGGCCCGGCGCUGCUGAUGUCUUGCCGUACGUGGAUUCGGACUUGAAGAAGAUUGCUGCGCGGGUAAUUGAACAGGCCAAGGAAAUCUGCGCCUCUAAAUCGGUUGAUGACCCCAUGGUCGAGAUCAUGGAAGGGGAUGCCAGGAAUGUCCUCUGUGAAACUGUGGAGAAAUACCAUGCCUCUAUCUUGGUUGUCGGCAGCCAUGGCUAUGGAGCUAUCAAGAGGGCUGUUCUGGGCAGUGUAAGCGACUACUGCGCUCAUCAUGCUCACUGCACUGUCAUGAUCGUGAAGAAGCCCAAGCACAAAACUUAAGCUGCAAACAUCAUCUGCCCAGAUGAGUCCAGAAUUUAUGUUCCAGACUACAUAAACCAUUGUCUGUCUGUCUAUCUAUGUGAAUUGCUUGGUGUAUGUAUCAACGUCAGAGAAUAAAGGCUUGCUUAGCUUUAAUAUACUUGAUAAAUAAUUGUUAGCUGAUUGGGUUAGUGAAUUAUACAUUAAUA
Messenger RNA from Ipomoea nil (Japanese morning glory), 907 nucleotides. RefSeq names its product universal stress protein PHOS34-like. The record is from RefSeq and is a predicted model, not a curated record. The transcript has 4 exons. NCBI's taxonomy places the organism in Eukaryota, Viridiplantae, Streptophyta, Magnoliopsida, Solanales, Convolvulaceae. Bases 237 to 719 code for a protein of 160 amino acids.